Messenger RNA from Galendromus occidentalis (western predatory mite), 2001 nucleotides. Its product is annotated as E3 ubiquitin-protein ligase ZNRF2. Bases 379 to 945 code for a protein of 188 amino acids. The record is from RefSeq and is a predicted model, not a curated record. The transcript has 3 exons. Lineage: Eukaryota; Metazoa; Arthropoda; Arachnida; Mesostigmata; Phytoseiidae. Gene Ontology annotation, molecular function: ubiquitin protein ligase activity. Gene Ontology annotation, biological process: proteasome-mediated ubiquitin-dependent protein catabolic process; protein K48-linked ubiquitination. Gene Ontology annotation, cellular component: intracellular membrane-bounded organelle; cytoplasm; membrane.
GGAGGGUAAAUUCGUUAGCCAGUUCGCCGACCGAACGCCCGACAAACCGACUAGCAGGCUCGCUCGCUCGCUCGAUCGUACGGUAUCUUCGUUCCAACUCCACGGCUCCCGUUGCCACUGCUACUUUCACCGAGACCGCUGCUGUUGACGCUGCUAUUACAGCAGCAGCGUAAGCUGCGGCGGCCGCGACGUUCCAAGAAGACACGUUUCCAACGUGCGACGUCAAAAACAACCAUCUCACGGCGGGAUAGGCCUCUCCGAUCUUUAACUAACUAAGUAUCUAACUUGGUUAUCGGUUAUCGGGGGAAGACAGCGGAGCGGUUUCGCGGCUUAACAUCGUUAAGUCGACAACGACGAAGAGUCCACAUUCUGAUCAUCAUGGGAGCAAAGGCGUCCACGAGUGCAGAUCCUCCUCCCGAACCGGCGACACAGUCAAGAGAGCACCCGAGCUCGCGUGAAAGUUCCGGUUUAGCAGCAAUUCUCGCCGAUCUCGGAAGGAGGGCCUCACUCGAAACCGGAUCGAGUGGACGCCGAGCACGGAGCUUUAGCGGCAUCGUUGGCGGAAGUGUCGGAAGUGGAACCACCAGUGGACCUUUAGAUACACCUCCGCAGCAGGAUGGCAGCACACCUCUUUCAGAAGCACAGAGUCUCCCUCUGCACUUCAUGUCGUUCAAUGGUAUCCGGUGCCCAGUGUGUUCAAAAGUGGUUCUUCCACAUGACUGCGAGCUUCACCUAGUUAUGUGUCUGACAAAACCCUCGCUCGCAUACAACGAAGAACUUCUUAUUGAGGACCGGGGAGCUGAAGCCGAAUGCGUUAUUUGUCUCGAAGAAUUUUCAGCAGGUCAAACCAUAGCGCGGCUACCGUGCCUUUGCAUCUAUCAUAAGAGCUGUAUCGACGCCUGGUUCCGCGUCAAUCGGUCGUGUCCUGAACAUCCCAGCGAUUGACGAAGUUUCCCAUGAACGGGGCCGGGGCAAACUGGAGGGAACGUUGGCUGGUCUGCCGCCGACUUAAUUUUGUUCCGUUACAUCGUUCGUUCAAGCGACAGUGGUUCCACACGUUUGGGAAGAUUGACUUUCUUUCGUCGACUCCUCGGAAGCAGACUUCCCUUCGAAUUUUGCAAAACGAAACGGGACCUGCUCCUCGAGAGCAAGCCUCUGUCUCUCUGACUUCAUCAAGCAACUCAUUUUGUCAGUUGAUUCUACUCGUGGGACAAUCAUCUUAAGAUUCCCGGAUAUUAAGUUUUAUUUUGCCGUAUUAUUCACACCUAUUAGUUUUGAGACACCUCCAUCCAGCUAGCGAGUGUGUUUCUGACGGAAUAUUGUUCCCCCUCAGCAAGUUCAGAUUGUUUAAGGAUGGGUAUUGAGAUGAAGAUUUCCGCGACAACUGCUAUGCCUUUCAAAAGGUGGAAAUAUUAUUUGAGCUGCAAUUUGUUUGUAAAUGUUGGAUUGUUCCAGUGAAAUCGUCGGAUGAGUUUCCAAAUUUUACAUGUUAUCAGCCUGCGAACUGUUGACGCAGGCACGGAGUUUACCUCCUUGUUCCUCCUUCGACCCGCCGCCUUGGGAGAAAAGGAAAGGGAGAAUCUCUGCGGUCUGCGUUGUUUCUUAAGUACAAACCAGUCAAGUUGGUUGGCUUCAACAAUGGCCGGACAACGCCUACAAGUCUGUUGAUUGCGAUGUGAUGUCGAGUGAUAUAUAGGUACCGGAGGUGUCGAAGAAGGCACACGAAAAACGAUACUGCUGUAUCGAUGGAACCCAGGAGCAACCAUGCGGAUAGGAUCAUCGAGAACAGAGCUGACGCUGCAGCACGUGUAUGAUACGAUCGAGUCUAGGAGCAGUCUGAGUGAAGUUCAUCAACGUUGUUGAGAGGAUAUUCUGCGGGGAAAACAACUGGUGGACUGUACAUAUUCGAUGUGUGCCAUACAACGGUCGAAACACAUGGAAUCACUGUAAAUUCUCUAUCUUACCCGAUAAUGAUAACGAUAAUAAAUACAUGCGAAGAUU